AUGGAUCACUCGAUGCAUGCUAUGCACGAUAUGGACCACGGGCACAGCGGCCAUGGCGAUAUGGACAUGGGAGAUCAGUGCAGCAUGAACAUGAUUUUCACCUGGUCGUCGAAAAACCUCUGCAUCAUCUUCCGCCAGUGGCGCAUCACCGGCCCCCUCUCCCUCCUCUUCUCGCUCAUCCUUAUCGUCCUCCUCACGGCUGGCUACGAGGGUGUACGACAUGUUACCCGCAAAUACGAAGCUGCCCAUAAUCAGCGCUUGAAUGCCUUUGUCGCAACGACCAGUUCAUCAGACAAUGGCAUCCCCCGGCCCGUCACCGCUGACCUCCCGACCGAUGCGUUUCAACCCGUUACUGGCGAAGGCUCACCACUGCUUGUAGGACGGGAUAAUAGAGCUGCUGUUGCUCGGCGGGGAAAGUUUACUCUGGCUGCGUUGUAUGCCAUUCAGGUGUUCUACAGUUUCUUCAUUAUGCUUCUGUUCAUGACCUAUAACGGUUCCGUCAUGCUGGCUGUCGCUGUGGGUGCAUUCGUUGGUUAUUUGGCUUUCGCCGAUGGGACCUCUGCACAGAAGACUGUGGCUUGCCAUUAA
Penicillium waksmanii is the source of this 588-nucleotide messenger RNA. Its product is annotated as low-affinity Cu transporter. The record is from RefSeq and is a predicted model, not a curated record. Gene Ontology annotation, molecular function: copper ion transmembrane transporter activity. The transcript is spliced from 4 exons. The coding region runs from base 1 to 588 and encodes 195 amino acids. Lineage: Eukaryota; Fungi; Ascomycota; Eurotiomycetes; Eurotiales; Aspergillaceae. Gene Ontology annotation, cellular component: membrane. Gene Ontology annotation, biological process: copper ion transmembrane transport.